Fusarium oxysporum Fo47 is the source of this 1557-nucleotide messenger RNA. RefSeq names its product general substrate transporter. The coding region runs from base 1 to 1557 and encodes 518 amino acids. The record is from RefSeq and is a predicted model, not a curated record. The transcript has 4 exons. NCBI's taxonomy places the organism in Eukaryota, Fungi, Ascomycota, Sordariomycetes, Hypocreales, Nectriaceae. Gene Ontology annotation, biological process: carbohydrate transport; transmembrane transport. Gene Ontology annotation, cellular component: membrane. Gene Ontology annotation, molecular function: carbohydrate:proton symporter activity.
AUGGGAACCAACGAGAAUGGCGGGCAUGAUGAAGUGCGAGUUCACGACCUCUGCACCAAAGAGUCAUGGUGGAAUGUGCCUCAUCUGGUGAGGCUGAACCUCAUGCUUGCGGUCCCAUUCAUGUCGGCCUAUAUAGGCGGAUAUGAUGGCAGUGUGCUCAAUGGAAUGCAGACCCUUGACCAUUGGAAAUCUGAAUUUGACUAUCCCUCUGGUGGUGUUCUUGGCCUUUUGGUCAAUAUCCAAACCAUCGGUGGCGUGGUUGCUUUGCCUGUCGCCCCUUGGAUGGCCGACAAGUACGGGCGACGCCACCCAAUCUUUCUUGGGUCCUGCAUCAUCAUUGGCGCUGCAAUUCUGCAAGGAUGUGCCACCAACAUGGCCAUGUUCUUAGCUGGGCGCUUCUUCAUUGGCCUUGGUGGAAUGUUUAUCUCAUGCGCUGCUCCUCCACUUCUUGGAGAACUGGCAUACCCGACCCAUCGACCUAUCAUCACCGGCAUCUACAACACCACCUGGUAUACUGGCGCUAUUGUCGCUGCCUGGGCCACGUACGGUACCUUUCACAUGAAUAGCAACUGGAGUUGGAGAAUUCCUUCGCUCCUCCAGGCACUAGUUUCCAUAUUCCAGGUUAUCUUUGUCUACUUCCUCCCUGAAAGCCCUAGAUGGCUGGUUGCGAAUGGUCGUGCGGCAGAGGCGACCAAAGUCCUCAGCAAGCAUCACAGCGGCACCGACGAGCCGACUGAGCUUGUGCGCCUUCAGAUCGCCGAAAUUACUAGUGCCAUCGAGUUUGAACGCUCUGCCGAGUCUGUCUCGUACCUCCAGUUCUUCAAAACCAAGGGAAACCGCCAUCGUCUAGUUGUUGUUGCUUCCCUAGGCUUCAUCAUCCAGUGGUGCGGUAACCAGCUUAUCGGUCCCUAUCUCGCUCUCGUCCUCUCAGAUAUCGGCAUCACCGAUGGCGAAACGCAGAACCUCAUUAAUGGAGGUCUUCAGAUCUACAAUUUCAUCAUUGCCUGUAGUUCUGCUACGCUUAUCGACCGAAUUGGCAGGCGGCCCCUUCUACUAACGUCCACUAUUGGCAUGUUAUCUACCUUUACUGUUUGGACCAUCUUGGCGGCGCGAAACCAGAUGGAGAAUGGCUCCCACAAGGGGUUCGGCAUCGGAAUCGUCGUUCUGAUUUUCGUCUUCUUCACCUUCUACAAUAUUGCCAUGUCGCCUCUACCUAUCGCCUACCUUCUCGAGGUACUGCCAUAUACGCUUCGCUCCAAGGGUCUCAGCAUCUUCAACUUGGCACAGAUUUGCAGCGGUCUCUUCAACGGAUUUGUUAACCCGGUCGCAUUGAAGGCCCUGAGGUGGAAGUACUACAUCGUCUUUGUUAUCGCUCAGGUUCUGUGGCUCAGCAUCAUCUACUUCACUUACCCUGAAACUCGGGGGUUGGCCCUCGAAGAGGUCGCCCAGAUCUUUGAUGGUAGACAAGUGCUCGACAGAACCCUUGAUAUCAAGGCUGAAGGCAUUCCUGAGGUCGAUCACAAGAGCAGAGUCACAUCAGAUGACAAGGAACUGUAG